Glarea lozoyensis ATCC 20868 is the source of this 249-nucleotide messenger RNA. RefSeq lists its product as uncharacterized. The record is from RefSeq and is a predicted model, not a curated record. Lineage: Eukaryota; Fungi; Ascomycota; Leotiomycetes; Helotiales; Helotiaceae. Gene Ontology annotation, cellular component: mitochondrial intermembrane space. Gene Ontology annotation, biological process: protein import into mitochondrial intermembrane space. Gene Ontology annotation, molecular function: zinc ion binding. The transcript is spliced from 2 exons. The coding region runs from base 1 to 249 and encodes 82 amino acids.
AUGACCUUCGCAUGCAAGAAGUGUAAGAAAGCAUUCCGGAAGGAUGCAGACCAAUAUGAAGAAAGCGACGAGUACUGCCCUCAUUGCGAUAACCAUUACGUUCUCGAAGCCGUGACUGCGAAACCAAUGCUCCAAGUAGAGGGCGAGGAUGCAAGAGUCGACAGUAGGAUGAUCAAGGACGAGCGAGUCCGAGGCGAGGAACAGCGCACGAUAUUCGAUGUCAAAGAGGCUCCAAACAAACUCGGAUAA